CUUCACUCAGAAAUGUGCUUCACUGUGGCUGGCAGGGGCGAGCCGCUGUGGUAGAACCGUAGAACCACUUUGAUCCGGUUCCACUCUGAUUGCGUCCACUGGUGAUUGGAAUCUGUGUACCUAAGUGCUACCUAUUACCUUGAGUGGCGUGAGUGAGGUGUGGUUUGUAAGGUGCAGAGAACACGAGGAGCCCAGCGUCAUGACAGAAAUCUUGGAAGCGGAUGUGGUGGUGGUGGGCGCAGGUGUACAUGGCAGCAGCGCCGCCCUUCACCUAGCCAGAGCAGGACGAAUCACCAUCCUCCUCGACCAGUUCCCGCUGCCACAUUCACGAGGAAGCAGCCACGGCCAGAGUCGUAUCAUCCGCCAGGCUAACUACGGCAUCCCCGCCCUCACCACCAUCAUGACUGACGCCGUCACCCACUGGCGCCGCAUCCAGGACCAGGCCGGAGAAACCCUCAUCAGGCCAUCGUCCAUGUUGUUGCUAGCAGAGGGACACCAGCGGGCCCUGAUGGAGCGUGUUGCCAACUCAGUGAAACAAGGCGGCCACCAACCUCUCUGGCUUACACCUCAACAUGUCAACCAUAAAUACGGGGUGAAGACGUCGCCUGAUAGUUUGGCUCUUCUUGACCCCAGCGCUGGAGUCCUCAUGGCGGAUAAGUGUGUGGCGGCUCUACAGCGACUGUUCCGAGAGGCAGGUGGGAGGAUCGUAGACACCUGGCCGGUAGAUGACGUCCAGGUAGCGGCCGACGAGACAGUACGAGUCACCGGGCGUCGAGGUGUUGUGAAGGCGGAGGCUGCUGUAUUGUGUCCAGGGCCUUGGGCGGGGCCUCUCCUAGCCAAGUUGGGUGUUCAUAUACCUCUCAGGGUAGAGAAGAUAUCCGUGUUCUACUGGCGUAUAAAAGACCCAGCCAACAACACCACUACUACUACCAUCUUCGUCGACCUCAAACCCAGUGGUCACUUCUAUGGUUUACCCGAACUGGAGUACCCGGGUCUUAUGAAGCUGGUACUACACACAGGCCCAGAGGUACAGCCUGACCAACGGGACCAGGUGAACUCUGAGAAGGUGAAGGAGGCGGUGAAGAAGUAUGUGAAGGAAAAGUUCCCCUUCCUGCACCCUGAACCGGCCCUGGAGGAGAGCUGUAUGUACACGUGGACGCCGGAUGAGGAGUUCGUGGUGGACCGUCAUCCCAAGCAUAAAAAUAUCGUCUUUUGCUGUGGCUUCUCGGGCACAGGCUUCAAGAUCGCCCCUACAAUAGGUGAGAACCUGUGUCGCCUGGUCCUUGGACACCCGACCCUCCACGACCUCUCAGCCUUCUCCGCUUCCAGAUUCUCCCCGAGGAGUAAGAUGUAGAGGCUCGGUGAGGAGGGGGUCCAUUACAUCUGCUCCUGAUACUCACCUCAUUACAUCACCUCUCAGUUGUCUCCCUAAGAGUAAGAUGAACCACAAAGGAUACGAGAAGUAGUAGGUACAGUAUUAUGUCUUCGUUACCUCUAUGUUCCUUAACCUCAGGACUUGAGAGAAUUCCAAACAAGACUUCCAGUAGUUUAUCUUGUGAAGAAAUAUAUAAGUGAUUCUAA
Messenger RNA from Homarus americanus (American lobster), 1581 nucleotides. RefSeq names its product peroxisomal sarcosine oxidase-like. Lineage: Eukaryota; Metazoa; Arthropoda; Malacostraca; Decapoda; Nephropidae. Gene Ontology annotation, molecular function: L-pipecolate oxidase activity; flavin adenine dinucleotide binding; sarcosine oxidase activity. The record is from RefSeq and is a predicted model, not a curated record. The coding region runs from base 200 to 1354 and encodes 384 amino acids. Gene Ontology annotation, cellular component: peroxisome. The transcript is spliced from 10 exons.